This is a messenger RNA of Pieris macdunnoughi, 327 nucleotides long. NCBI's taxonomy places the organism in Eukaryota, Metazoa, Arthropoda, Insecta, Lepidoptera, Pieridae. The record is from the annotation of a GenBank genome assembly.
AUGCAGUUGUCUUUAGAUCCAAGACGAGCAGAUCGCGAGCGUCACUACAAACCACCACCACCUACCUCAGCACCAGCUGAAGAUCUUACUACAGAUUAUAUGAACAUACUUGGUAUGGUAUUCUCAAUGUGUGGACUGAUGAUGCGGUUAAAGUGGUGUGCUUGGGCAGCCGUGUUUUGUUCCAGCGUAAGUUUUGCCAAUUCCCGGAUUACUGAUGAUACUAAACAGAUCAUCAGCUCGUUUAUGUUAUCCGUAUCUGCAGUUGUUAUGUCUUAUUUACAAAAUCCAGCUCCUAUGUCACCUCCGUGGGCCUCACUUAUAUCAUAG